Messenger RNA from Andrographis paniculata, 1801 nucleotides. Its product is annotated as protein STRICTOSIDINE SYNTHASE-LIKE 3. Gene Ontology annotation, biological process: biosynthetic process. Lineage: Eukaryota; Viridiplantae; Streptophyta; Magnoliopsida; Lamiales; Acanthaceae. The record is from RefSeq and is a predicted model, not a curated record. The transcript has 4 exons. The coding region runs from base 336 to 1511 and encodes 391 amino acids. Gene Ontology annotation, molecular function: strictosidine synthase activity.
AUUGAAUAUUAUUGAUUGUUAGGCAGCAGGUAGCUGGGUCGUUGGCUCCUCUGCCUCUGCCUCUGCCUCUGUCUCCACUCCCAUCUGGGGAGUACUUAAUUUUGUAGGUUUCUUUCACUCCCACUCCCACCCUAUCCAUCUAUCUAAUCUAGGGUUCUGAGUUUGGUGGAAAACGCUUUUCAAUCCAUCCCUAAUUGUAAUAAUCAAGUACCGCUAUUUAAUUGGAUUUUCUCCGUGCACUGCACAAUCCUCAUCUGAUCUCCUCCUCCAUUGCUGCUGCUGCUGCUGACCCCCCCACUUCCCAACUCUCAAUUCCCCCGGCCGGCCGCCCGGCCAUGGCGCUCGCCAGACUACUCGCCGCUUUAUUUCUCCUACUCGCUGUGUACUGCGCCGUCGACCCCUUCAACCACGCCGCCAUGAACGGCUUCCCAGACUUCGAGACUAUUAAGGUCGACCUGCCGCCGUGGUCCGCCGUCCCCCUCGACAGGGACGCCGCCAAUCUCCUCCAGAAAUCCGAGCUCAAGUUCCUCAAUCAGGUGCAGGGCCCCGAGAGCUUGGCGUUCGAUCCCGCCGGCCGCGGCCCCUACACCGGCGUCGCAGACGGGAGGAUUCUCUUCUGGGAUGGCAACAAUUGGACGGAUUUUGCCUACACUUCCCCCAAUCGGUCAAGUUUAUGUGAUCCAAAACCAUCACCUAUGAGCUACUUGCCGAAUGAGCACAUCUGCGGCAGGCCAUUGGGGCUAAGAUUUGACAAAAGAACCGGAGAUCUUUACAUUUCAGAUGCAUAUUUUGGAUUGAUGAAAGUUGGCCCUGAAGGUGGCUUAGCUACGUCGCUGGCUACUGAGGCUGAAGGAGUCCCUUUUGCAUUUACAAAUGACUUAGACAUAGACAGCGAGGGGAAUGUCUAUUUCACUGAUAGCAGCGCAAAGUACCAAAGAAGGAAUUUUCUCCAAUUAGUUUUCACAGGAGACGAUAGCGGAAGGCUACUGAAAUACGAUCCUAAGACAAAAGAAGCCACUGUUCUUGCUCGGAAUCUUCAAUUCCCCAACGGUCUUUCCAUGAGCAAAGAUGGUUCGUUCUUUGUGUUUUGCGAGGGUGCUCUUGGCAAGUUAAGUAGGUAUUGGUUGAAGGGCAAAAAGGCGGGGACGCGCGACACACUGGCGACAUUGCCUGGAUUUCCCGACAAUGUCCGGACAAAUGAAAAGGGUGAGUUUUGGGUGGCCAUCCAUUGUCGAAGAAACACAUACUCUUACUUUAUGGGUUUGUACCCACAAAUCCGGAAGCUAUGGCUGAAGCUCCCGAUCUCUGCGAAGAUCCAUUACCUGAUGCAGAUCGGCGGGCACAUGCAAGGCGUGGUCGUUAAGUACAGCCCGGAAGGCAAACUGUUGCAGAUAUUGGAAGAUCCGGCGGGGAAAGUGGUGAAGGCGGUGAGUGAGGUGGAGGAGAAAGACGGGAGGCUGUGGAUGGGGAGCGUCUUGAUGUCGCAUGUCGCGGUUUACCAGUUGGAAUAAGUGCUAAGCCAAAUCUUUACUUAUUUGUGCUCGCGUUGGUGUUCGUUUAAGAAUAACAAGAAGUUGGUGUUUAAUGUUAAAUUUGUACGGAACUUUUGUUUUGUUUAACACUGUGCUCGUUGUCUUUGCCCAUGGACAUGUUUUAGUAACUCAGAAAUAUAGAGAGGAUGUAUGCAAUAUCACCUUAACUCAAGUAGGAGGUGUUUGGUUUAAAUGGUAGACUUUAUGGGCUUUGAUCUUUUAGAUUUUUAUCUUAAAAUGUAUACUAUAUAUUAAUCGUGUUUUCGACU